AUGGUCAGGGUUGGCGACGACACCGCCGAAACCGGGUCCUUCCUCUGCCGCCCUGGCACCGGCUACAGGACCCGCACUGGCAAGACGUGCUGCCCAGCGAGCAACAUCCGGCAAGACAACCUGCACAGCUGGUUCCGUGCGGAUGCGCGACUCUCCUCCAUGAGCGGCGGCGUCGCCAGUAUCUCGUUCCGCCUCUACUUUCGGUACGUCUUCAACGAGCGGGUCGAGUGGCGGCCGCUCCGGUGGGAGCUCCUGAGCGAGAUGCACGGCCGGCGCGUGCAUGUCUCUGCUGCAUCGACCGACCUGCGGUACGCGUGGCACGUCCAUCCGGACGCCGCCUCGCUCGCGCCCAACGCGGCCGACCUCCCCAUUCAGCUCCGCCUUCCGGACGGCGCCGGCUCGACACCGCUCACCGUUCGGCUGCACGCGAGCUUUGGCGUGCGCGCGUGGGAUCCGGCGAUACAGAUGUGCAUCGACUCUGAGGACGUCGUCCACGUCGACCCGGGCAGAGGCCAAGAGAUGCUCGUCGAGGGCGAGGCGCUCACCAACCCCGUCACGCUGACCCCAGCAGGACACUCGCGGCCCCGCCCGGAACCGCCUCUGGUGGCGGCGCUGAGCGCGGACCGCAGGCUUGGCCCGCUGCUGUGGAGCGAUGAGUUCGACGGCUCCUCCAUCGACGAGUCGAAGUGGAUGCACGACAACUCGCCGCCGGAGAAUGGCGAGGAGCAGGACUAUGUCGGCCCCGGCCGCGGCACUUCGCGGGUGGCGGAUGGCUCGCUCGCCCUCACCGCGCGGCGUUCGGCCGACGGCGCCGUGACCUCCGCCCGGCUGACCACGCUCUGGCGCUUCAACUUCACUUACGGCAUCGUGGAGGCGCGAAUGCGCGCGCCGCUAGUGGCGGGCCUCUGGCCCGCGUUUUGGAUGCUGGGCACCGACCUGCUCGACCCGAACACGGGUUGGCCCGCAUGCGGCGAGAUCGACGUCAUGGAGAUCUUUGGCACCCGGCGCGGCGCUGCUUCCUGCUCGACAGUGCACAACUCGCGCCACUCGUGGGGCACGCUCGACCCGCUCGAGGGCGGCUGCUUCGCCCUCGAGGAGCCGGAGCCGGCGUGGCAUGUGUGGAGGCUGCUGUGGACGCCGCGGCGCAUCGCCUUCUUCAUCGACGACGGGCGCACGCCAAUCUACUCGUACUCGCCCGCGCAACGGACGGCGGCCAACUUCCCAUACACCAGGCCGCAGUACCUGAUCGCUAACUUGGCGGUGGGAGGCAACGGCCCCUCGCAGCCCGUCGACUUCUCCGCGCUCGAUCCGCCUGGCACGACCCUCUUCCUCGACUACGUUCGCGUCUACGCCCUUCCCGACGGAUUGGACGAGCUGGCCGACAUGAGCUGGCCGAAUGACGUCGAGCGGCCGACGCUGAUGCGUGGGUACGCGAGAGCUGUCGACAGCGACGCGGCGCACGAAGCGGCGAGAGUUGCCGAACCCGAAGAGUGUGUGUAUGACCUAUGA
Messenger RNA from Emiliania huxleyi CCMP1516, 1509 nucleotides. RefSeq lists its product as hypothetical. Gene Ontology annotation, molecular function: hydrolase activity, hydrolyzing O-glycosyl compounds. NCBI's taxonomy places the organism in Eukaryota, Haptophyta, Isochrysidales, Noelaerhabdaceae. The coding region runs from base 1 to 1509 and encodes 502 amino acids. Gene Ontology annotation, biological process: carbohydrate metabolic process. The record is from RefSeq and is a predicted model, not a curated record. The transcript is spliced from 3 exons.